UGGGUAGGAAAGUUGCAGUACAGCAGUAACAGACUAACAGCACCAUCUCGUGACUGCUUUGUUCCAAGUUCGACCUUGACGAAGUAUUUGUUGAUUGUUAGGUAUAUUAUUGUGAAUUAUGUUAGAAGAUUGACCCUAUUUCAUGAAAAUUACCUUCAAUUUACGAUUUUAGACUACUUCACGCCACACUGAAAAAAUGGCCAGCCGUUUCAAGAAAGUGAGCCGCAUUGGCCGUGGUACCUUUGGGGAGGCAUGGUUAGUCACGAGCACUUGCUCUGGUCGUCGGUAUGUCAUAAAAGAGGUACAGGUCGACGAGAUGUCAGAGGAAGAAUUGGAAAAGACGCGAACUGAAGCGACAAUUUUGGCUCGGUGUAAACACAGCAGCAUUAUUCGGUAUAAAGAGUACUUCAUGUUACAGGACCCUGCUACGAUGUGCUUAGUGAUGGAGUAUGCUGAUGGUGGAGAUUUAGCAGAGAAAGUGAAAGCAGCAAAACGAAAGGGCGAGGCUCUAACUGAAAAUACCAUAUUGCACUGGUUUAUUCAAGUAAUCUUCGCCGUCCAAUAUCUUCACGCUAAUAACAUUUUACAUAGAGAUUUAAAGACGCAGAAUAUAUUUCUGACAAAGACGAAUCUUGUAAAGGUUGGAGAUUUUGGGAUUGCCCGGUUUUUAAGGGACAAGCAGGAUUUAGCCACAACUGCAAUUGGCACGCCGUAUUAUCUUUCACCAGAAAUUUGUCAAAGACGACCAUAUAAUCACAAGUCCGACAUGUGGGCUGUAGGUUGCAUUUUGUAUGAGCUUUGUGCCUUGAGACAUCCAUUUGAUGCAGAGAAUUUUGAAGAUCUUGUUGUCAAGAUAUUACGAGGAGCAUAUAGACCACUUCCUGGAUCAUUUUCCAGUCUCAUAAAGGACUUGAUCAGUGUGAUGCUUCGGACCAAUCCUGAAAGACGACCUACAGCAGAUGCACUGUUGAUGUUACCUGCUCUGAAACCAUAUGUAGAAAAUUAUCUGCAACAGUAUGAAGAACUUCUCAAUAAUAAGAUGAAAGUUCCCAGCACUUCUGAUGGUAAAGUCCAUGAUACAAGGUCUCCAAAUAGUAAAGACGUUUGCUCUGAUGUCGAGUUGGAUGAGAAGAUUAAGGUUUUGGAAUUGGAUAAACCUAAUGCACUUAGGAAGCUGAAUGUUGUCCAGGAAAAUGUGAGGUUACCUGAAAAGGAGGAGGAUUGUAGUGACAGCCAUAAUCAGGAGGUGGAAAGUUCUUUGUCAAGAGAAACCCUGCUUGGAAACCAACCAUGUAUUCUUCCUGGGGAUUAUUUUUACCCCCCAAAAGACUUGAAGUCUGUCUCUUCUCAAGAAGAUGCAAGUUUGUCCACACCAAAGACUCCUGCAGUGUGUGAAACUCCCUCUUACAGAAUUAGAGAGAACAGUCCAGUACACCCUCCAGCUCCUCCUAAUACCCCUGUAGAUGGAGGAAAAUUCCUUAGUACCCCUCCAAAUAUUCCCUUGAUGACCAUUUUUGCUCUUUGUUCUGAUUCCCCAUGCAGUGCUUCCUUACGUGCAUCACCUGUUUACACAACGUCCUGUAAUGAUGACAACAUUUGGAAAGGAGCAGAUGAAGCCCCAACACCUUACAACACAGCUGAAGAAUCUCCUUUUGACAGCCCUCCCAACAAGGAAAGGGAGUUAAAAUCCCCAUGUUAUAAUGCAAACAAGGCUAUUGCUGGUUUAUGUGAAUUGGAUCACAUGAUCGUGGCAAGCUCCAUUGUUCGAAGUCCACGAAGCGAUUCUGUUUAUAAUAAGGGAUACUCUUGUAAAAGUUUUCGCUCUCAAGGGAGAGUUUUAGGUGAAACUUUCAUCGUAGAUAAGAAUAUCUGGGAUUCGGUAGAUGAUGAUGUAUUUGCAACUGAGAGUGGUCAAUGAUUACUUGUACAGAAAUUCUUCAUUGACAUGAAGUCAUGUUGUACUUGUAAAAUCAUUUUACUAUCUUAAUCAUGAUUAAAUAUCUAUAGUUUGCAUAGACUCAGACUUUGUAUUGUAGCAUGUGUGUCAAAUGAGUCCAAUUUUCUGUUACAUUUUUACUGUUUUAUAAUCUUGAAUAAAUUCAGAUUUUACAUUUUA
Macrobrachium nipponense is the source of this 2116-nucleotide messenger RNA. RefSeq lists its product as uncharacterized. The coding region runs from base 197 to 1918 and encodes 573 amino acids. Gene Ontology annotation, biological process: protein phosphorylation. The record is from RefSeq and is a predicted model, not a curated record. The transcript is spliced from 10 exons. Gene Ontology annotation, molecular function: protein kinase activity; ATP binding. NCBI's taxonomy places the organism in Eukaryota, Metazoa, Arthropoda, Malacostraca, Decapoda, Palaemonidae.